AUGCAGGCCGUGGAAGCAAUUGUCUAUUUUGACUUGAGGACAAGGAAGAACUCAGAAGGACAAACUCCUCGAGAAUUAUUCUUGGAGAAGCAUAAAGGCUUGUCAAAGGAUGCAAAGGAAUGGACGAAGGAUACAUCAAACUCAUGCAUGGUUGUAGCUACUCUGGUCGCAACAGUUGCAUUUGCUGCUAUGAUCACUGUACCCGGUGGCAAUGACAGUGAGACAGGCAUGCCAGAUCUGGCGAGGAAAAGACUUUUUGCGGCAUUUUCCAUAGCAGACGCAUUAUCCAUGGGACGAGGGGCUGGAGCGGUUGUCAGACAACCGCUCAUAAACUUUUCAUGGCCAAGAUGUGGUGGGCCCAUCAUCAACGGCCAAAACCAAAUCGAACAAAAUGGAGAUGAGUGUAGAGGAUUGUUGCUUCAAUACAAGCUUAACUUUUAA
Molecule: messenger RNA, 441 nt
Organism: Coffea eugenioides
Lineage: Eukaryota; Viridiplantae; Streptophyta; Magnoliopsida; Gentianales; Rubiaceae
Product: ankyrin repeat-containing protein NPR4-like
Exons: 1
Coding region: 1-441 (146 amino acids)
Source: RefSeq, a predicted model, not a curated record